AUGUUCUUUGUGCACGGAGGAGCAGGCACGGCUUCUUUUUCCACCCUGCUGAAAAUGAAAAAAAAACUGAAAAAAGUCAUUUUAAAAAAUACGUUAGAAAAAAUAGCAGAAAAAAUGGAAAAAUCGGCAUUAUUUAACUGUGGAAAUGGCAGUAACAGAACAGAAAAUGGAAAAAUAGAAAAUGAAUGCUGCUUAAUGAGAAAAAAUCAGUUUAUGAGUCUUUGUAUGAUACCAGAAAGGAAAUUACCAUAUAAAGAAAUAGUUAAACAGAUAAAAAGAAAAAGGUUUCCAGGAAAAGUAGUGCCACUCAGUAAAGUAUAUCAAGAAGAACCAGCCCAAACCACCCCACAAACAGAAGAAGAUAAAGAAAUAAAUCAAAGCACAGCCGGAUCACCAAGUAAAGAUAACCAAAUACUCAGAAACCCACAGAAGAAUAAAGAAUCAGUUAUUACAGGAUUAGAAAAUAAUUCAGAUACGGUUGGUGUAGUACAGGUAAAGCCACACAGUAUAAUUGCUUACUCAAGCAGUGGCGGACCCAAUGGCAAAGAAUCAGGACGAAUUGGGCCAUGCUCAGUCUUUGGUGCAAAUACGUUUGUAUCUGGAUCAUGUGCUGUGGUUAUUUCGGGCACAGGAGAGUCUCUGAUAAAGCAUCAGCUAGCCAGGAGAAUACACAAAUUAUGCACCAAAUUGUUAUUUGAAGAAAUAUCACAGGAAAUGAAAAUAUUCAGUAAUAAAGAACGGUUAUUUCCGUAUAUGGCAGGAAUUGCCAUAAAAAGAAAAAACGGUGAAGUUUUUCUUGUUCAUUUCCAAACUGCGGCAUCUUUUAUUUUUGCAUACUCUGCAGGAGGAAAAACAAAAGUCAUCAUACACCAGCAGCCCAAAGGAGAGAUAUUUUUAAAUAUCAUUAGACUACCUGAUGAUAAUUUCCAAAUAAAGUAAUAUAUUCUAUUAAUUAUUACUGGCAUAAUCAUA
Molecule: messenger RNA, 972 nt
Organism: Nematocida parisii ERTm1
Lineage: Eukaryota; Fungi; Microsporidia
Exons: 1
Coding region: 1-939 (312 amino acids)
Molecular function (GO): threonine-type endopeptidase activity
Source: RefSeq, a predicted model, not a curated record